GUGAUUUUGACCAUGUCAAUUGAUAUAAGACCAUUUGAAAGAGUUGUGGAACAUAAAACAACCGAUAUUGAAGGGUCUACUUUAAUUAUCCCGUCGAUUUCAAUUGGGAAUGUUCCUCAAUUAGCAAUAGAUCUCUUGAUUCACACUUAUAAUUUCGUUAAGAUUGGAAACUUGGAUAGUAUCUACCUUUAUCCAUUUUCAUCACCAAUUGAUACAGCCCCGGAUCCGGAAAUAGUGGAAAGAACUAAGGGGGUAUCAAGUGCACUUGAAGUUUACUAUAAUGACAAGUUAAAGGUUAGUAUCAUUCAACAAAGAUCUCCAAUUCUUCCAAGCUUUACUUCUACGUACAUCAAUGAAGUUAUAAUACCAUUUUUGGCUGGGGGGAAAUUUUCAGAAGUAUUGAUACUAGAUUCUUCCGAUGCUGGAUUACUUGAAGAUUUCCAGCCGGGCAAAAUUCAAGUAUAUACAAACGAAGAUUUAUUGAAUAAUUCCUUAGGUUCCUUGAACAUUCUGAAAAAAGAUGCUAUACAAUUAUCAUCAAAAUAUCCGUACGACCACUCAGUCUACGCUGGUCUUUUGAUCAAGGCCUUGGAUGAAUUAAAUUUGAAAUCUGAAUCGAGCAUCGAUCUUAAUGUAUUGGUUGCGUACGUAUACGAGGGAGAUAAUUUCCAGGACGGGGAGAUCUUAGCCAAUAAAGUAAAUAGUAUAUUAGAUCUUGAGCAAAUAACGUCCUGGAUUAAACCACUUAGUUGGUUAGGUGCUUAUGGGGAUAAACCGGUUCCAAAUGCAAUGGAAGAAGGGUUAUUUGGUUAGGGUCAGAGAAAAGUAUCAUUUAUUUCUAAUUACACGCAAGAGAUAUUAAUGUUUUUGUUUUUGUAUCUAAUAGUUUAAUGCAUAUUCGAUAGAAGCAGUAUAUCCGUAGACACCAAGCCCUGCAAUUACUGCAAUGGCCUUAUCAGAUAAAUAAGAAUGGUGUCUAAAUGGUUCUCGUUGAUGCACGUUGGUGAUAUGAAUUUCAAUAAAAGGAAUGGCAGUACCUAAAAGAGCGUCUCUAAGGGCAAUGGAUGUAUGUGUA
Molecule: messenger RNA, 1075 nt
Organism: Hyphopichia burtonii NRRL Y-1933
Lineage: Eukaryota; Fungi; Ascomycota; Pichiomycetes; Serinales; Debaryomycetaceae
Exons: 1
Coding region: 13-813 (266 amino acids)
Biological process (GO): proteasome assembly
Cellular component (GO): cytosol; nucleus
Source: RefSeq, a predicted model, not a curated record